This is a messenger RNA of Aedes aegypti (yellow fever mosquito), 1386 nucleotides long. Its product is annotated as protein henna-like. Lineage: Eukaryota; Metazoa; Arthropoda; Insecta; Diptera; Culicidae. The record is from RefSeq and is a predicted model, not a curated record. Gene Ontology annotation, biological process: L-tyrosine biosynthetic process. Gene Ontology annotation, molecular function: iron ion binding; phenylalanine 4-monooxygenase activity.
ACCCCGAUCCGAAUCCCCAGUCGAUCGGAUCCGAACGCGUCAAUCACAGUUAAUUGCGACGUUUUUUCCAUUUCUACUUUGUUGAAAUCCCCUUAACAAGCAGUAGUCAAUCAACCGUACUGGGUUGAAUGGUAUAAAUCUACUACUUGGAACGUGGCUCCCAUUCAGUUCUGUCCCAUUGAUCGCCGAGGAUAGAACUCGCGGAAGCACAGUGAACAAAGUGAUCAACUUCCUAUUUCUUCUUGCUCAAUAGCCAACCCUAAAGGAGGGAGGAUCCUACAUCAUGGAAGGACACGAAUCUGCCGAAGCGAAGAAUGUCAGCAUCAUCUUUUCGCCGCAACAGGAGGAAGCCGGUGCUUUGGCCAAGAUGCUGAAGAUCUUCGACGAGCAUAGAGUGAACCUUCUGCAUAUCGAAUCCCGAUCGUCGACUCGUGGGCCCGGAUAUGAGUUCAUGGUUGAGUGCGACAGCAAGAGCCAGAACCUGAGCGCAGCAAUUGAAGCCGUUCGGGAUCAGAGUGACUACUUCAACAUCAUCUCGCGCGAUUACAAGGAUAAUGAAGCUACCGUGCCUUGGUUCCCACGUCGUAUUCGGGAUUUGGAUCGCUUUGCCAAUCAAAUUUUAUCCUACGGAGCAGAACUGGAUUCUGACCAUCCGGGAUUCACCGAUGAGAAAUACCGCGCCCGUCGCAAAUACUUUGCCGACAGCUUCAACUACAAGCACGGUCAACCGUUGCCACAUGUCGACUACACCGAAGAAGAGGUCAACACUUGGAGGGUGGUCUUCCAGAACCUGACCAAACUCUACCCGACGCAUGCCUGUCGGGAGCACAACCACGUGUUUCCUCUGCUAAUCGAGAACUGCGGCUACAGGGAGGACAACAUCCCACAGCUGGAAGACGUGUCCAACUUCCUGAAGGAUUGUACCGGUUUUACGCUUCGUCCGGUUGCUGGCCUGCUGUCAUCGCGCGAUUUCCUCGCCGGCUUGGCGUUCCGCGUGUUCCACUCGACGCAGUAUAUCCGUCACCCGAGCAAGCCUCUGUACACCCCGGAACCGGACGUAUGCCACGAACUGCUUGGCCAUGCGCCGCUGUUUGCCGAUCCUUCGUUUGCACAGUUUUCGCAGGAAAUCGGAUUGGCUUCGCUCGGAGCCCCAGAUGAGUACAUCGAAAAGCUGGCCACGGUGAGUAACUGAAACAUAGUGGAUAGUUACGUGUGUUCUUUUGAAUUAUGGGAUUAACGUGAAUGGACUGAGAUGAAAGAUUUUCUACAAAAAUCCUAGGCCAAUAGUAGAAAGUUCAAAGUUAAUCUCACUUGAGACUUAUCAAAAAUAUGCUGAAUUACUGAGAUCUUCACUGUUCCUGUUGAAAAAUUAUAUUUGUGCGAACU